Messenger RNA from Thamnophis sirtalis, 2014 nucleotides. NCBI's taxonomy places the organism in Eukaryota, Metazoa, Chordata, Lepidosauria, Squamata, Natricidae. The record is from RefSeq and is a predicted model, not a curated record.
CUGGAGCAACUAGCAAACCCCAAGACUUGGAUUAAUGCAGCUACUCAAAUCUUCUUCUCUCUUGGCCUGGGCUUUGGUAGUUUAAUAGCAUUUGCCAGCUACAAUGAGCCAAACAACAAUUGUGAGCGACAUGCCAUCAUUAUUUCCUUAAUAAAUAGUGCUACCUCAAUAUUUGCCAGCAUUGUCACAUUCUCCAUUUAUGGCUUUAAAGCAACUUUCAAUUAUGAAAGCUGCAUAAACAAGGUGAUCUUGCUGUUGACUAAUGUUUUUGAUCUGAAAGAAGAUUUAUUAACAACAGAAAACCUUGAGAAUAUGAAGCAGUAUUUGGCAUCUGUUCACCCUGGAAAAUAUGCAGAAGUGUUGCCACAGAUUAAGAACUGCAGUUUGGAAAUUGAACUAGAUACUGUGAGUCUUCCUUCCUUUUUUUCCAGAAAGAAUAUGAUGAAAUCAUUUGUUGAUGUCAAGAAAUUUGGUCAGUACCUUGAAUAUGAAAUAGCUGAUCUACUGAGAAUGGGAGACCUUGUUUAAAUCCUCAGUUAGCCAUAAACUCAUCAUGGAUCAGUAAAUUAAUUUUAAAAAAAUUAAUGCAGAAAAUUAAAAUACAAACUCCAAUUUGUAUUUUUCCAAUUAGGGGGGAUUGGAAAUUUUACAAAAAUAAAACUAAACUAAAUAGAGACAUUAAAAAGAUGGAUUAGGGUUGAAUUGGGAUUUUCUUAUAAAUCAAUUAGCAGUUAUGAACUUUGGAGAGAAAUUUAUUGAGAUGAUCAGAGCAAUAUAUUCUAGACAGAGGGCAAAAAUAAUACUAAAUGGGGAAGCAACAGAAGGUUGCAACAUAACCAAAGGGGUAAGACAGGGAUACCCUCUAUCCCCGCUGUUAUUUAUCCUCUCAAUAUAGACAUUGUUACAAAUUAGGCAAAACAAGGACAUAAAGGGGUUGAAAAUUACAACACAUGAAUACAAAAUGCAGGCCUUUGCAGAUGAUCUAGCAUUUAUCAUAGAGGAACCCCUAGAAACUGGACUAAAACUAUUACAAGAUAUAAACCAAUUUGGUAAAGUGGCAGAGCUUAAAAUAAAUAAAGAGAAAACUAAAAUAUGAACUAAGAAUUUAACCAAAAGACAAAUUGAAGAAUUGGAGGAGAAACUGGGAAUUUCAAGGGCCAAGAAAAUUAAAUAUUUGGGAAUAUGGUUAUCCGCAAAAUGUAUUAUAAUAAAAGAAGAUAACUACAACAAAUUGCUACGACAGAUACAAAAAGAUUUGGAUAAUUGGACUAAACUACAGAUAUCAUUAAUUGGCAGAAUCUCAAUAAUCAAAACAAAUGUAUUACUCAAACUACUUUAUCGUUUUCAAACAAAACCGAUAAUUAGAGAUUUUUUUCCCCAAACAACUAAAUAAAACAACUAAAUAAAAUGGUAUCCAAAUUUAUCUGGUCAGGGGGGAAAAAUGUGUAUUAAAUGCAAACAUUUACAAGACAUUAGAAACAAAAGGGGCUUUGGCCUCCCAGAUUAUCAAGCGGAAGCCCUGACAUGGCCCAAGGACUGGAUUCAACUAAAAAAAUAAAAGAAUCCUUAUGCUAGAUGGCCACGAUCUCCAACUAGGCUGGCAUGGCUUCCUCUAGGAGAGAGACAUAUAGUAAGGGAUGCCCUGUUUAGGAUCUGGAAAAAAUAAAAAUAAACACCACUACCUGAAAAUUCCAAUCUGGUUAUCAACGAUGGAGGCAAUGACAUAUCUAAAUACUAUAGAUCUCAGUAAAAUGGUAAGAUAUGCAGAGCUCUUAGAUCAAAAAGGAGAACUAAAAUCAGUACAAGAUCUAAAAACACAAGGAAUAAAUAUGGAAUGGUGGCCCUAUCUUCAAAUUAAAACAAGAUUUUAAAAAGAUCGGGAACAAUACAGAAUACACGAGAAACAAAUGGAAUUAGAUAAAAUAUUACUAGGAACAGGAGGAAAAAUCAUCACUAGAUUAUAUAAUUUUCUUUUAAAAUAUUGGAGGAAGAGACGGUAAAGGAGACAAUGAUU